This is a messenger RNA of Otolemur garnettii (small-eared galago), 1691 nucleotides long. It is a transcript of the gene SH3GLB1, whose product is annotated as SH3 domain containing GRB2 like, endophilin B1. Gene Ontology annotation, biological process: membrane organization. The transcript has 10 exons. Gene Ontology annotation, molecular function: protein binding. Gene Ontology annotation, cellular component: membrane; cytoplasm. NCBI's taxonomy places the organism in Eukaryota, Metazoa, Chordata, Mammalia, Primates, Galagidae. The coding region runs from base 148 to 1335 and encodes 395 amino acids. The record is from RefSeq and is a predicted model, not a curated record.
CCCUCGUCCCCACCCCCCCCCUCACGGAAACGACAGCUGAGGCGGUGGAGCUGGCGCCGCCUCCCUCCACCUACCACGUCUGCCCCGCCGCGUAGCCCCCGCCUCCCGGCUAGGUCAGCCGGCGGCUCCGCCUGGCUGCUGCCCAGGAUGAACAUCAUGGACUUCAACGUGAAGAAGCUGGCGGCCGACGCAGGCACCUUCCUCAGUCGCGCCGUGCAGUUCACAGAAGAAAAACUUGGCCAGGCUGAGAAGACAGAAUUGGAUGCUCACUUAGAGAACCUCCUUAGCAAAGCUGAAUGUACCAAAAUAUGGACAGAAAAAAUAAUGAAACAAACUGAAGUGUUAUUGCAGCCAAAUCCAAAUGCCAGGAUAGAAGAAUUUGUUUAUGAGAAACUGGAUAGAAAAGCUCCAACUCGUGUAAACAACCCAGAACUUUUGGGACAACAUAUGAUCGAUGCAGGCACUGAGUUUGGCCCAGGAACAGCUUAUGGUAAUGCCCUUAUUAAAUGUGGAGAAGCUCAAAAACGAAUUGGAAGUGCAGACAGAGAAUUGAUUCAAACGUCAGCCUUAAAUUUUCUCACUCCUUUAAGAAACUUUAUAGAAGGAGAUUACAAAACAAUUGCUAAAGAAAGAAAGCUAUUACAAAAUAAGAGACUGGAUUUGGAUGCUGCAAAAACCAGACUAAAAAAGGCAAAAGCUGCAGAAACUAGAAAUUCACAACUAAACUCAUCUCGCCCUGAAGGAGAUAGCAUUAUGGUAAAUUUCUCUUACAUGCUCAACUUCCUGCAUGUAAAAUGGCUGAAGUCUGAACAGGAAUUAAGAAUAAGUCAAAGUGAAUUUGAUCGCCAAGCAGAGAUUACCAGGCUUCUGCUAGAGGGAAUUAGCAGUACACACGCCCAUCACCUUCGCUGUCUGCAUGACUUUGUAGAAGCCCAGAUGACUUACUAUGCCCAAUGUUACCAAUACAUGUUAGACCUCCAGAAACAACUGGGAAGUUUUCCAUCCAAUUAUCUUUGUAACAACAAUCAAAAUUCUGUGACACCUGCACCAUCUGUUUUACCAAAUGUGAUUGGUUCUUCUGCCAUGGCUUCAACAAGUGGCCUAGUAAUCACCUCUCCUCCUUCCAACCUCAGUGAUGUUAAGGAGUAUAGUGGCAGCAGGAAGGCCAGAGUUCUCUAUGAUUAUGAUGCUGCAAACAGUACUGAAUUAUCACUUCUGGCAGAUGAGGUGAUCACUGUGUUCAGUGUCAUUGGAAUGGAUUCAGACUGGCUAAUGGGGGAAAGAGGAAAUCAGAAGGGCAAGGUGCCAAUUACCUACUUAGAACUGCUCAAUUAAAUAGGUGAACUGUGGAAAGAUUACCCAUCGUGACAUUGUAUUUAUAUACAGUUAACGCUAAAGCAGGUUUAAGUAUCUUCCAUGUUAAUGUCUUAAAAGACUGAAAAAAAAAAUACCAGCUAUCAGAAAUUGGCCUUUCUGCCAAUAAAGUUGCAUGAUAAAUAUUUCAUUACAGAAUUUGUUAGAGCUUUCAUGCCAAGGAUGUUUUCUUACGAAAUUCUCUUUUUACUGAAGUUUCACUAAUAAGCAGCUUCUACUUUUGAGCCUCGACUUAAAGCAGAAGAACUGUUUUCUACUGAAUUUUUCAUUAACAGCAAGCUUUUUCUUUUAUGUAAAAUAAAUCUAUUGCGAAUUGA